UUACACUCGUCACGCGCUUUUCCGUGCCAAUAUUGACACGCGCCCGGUCGGACGUCGCCUCGAUCGAAAAGCGCGCCACAUUAUACGCAUCCAUAUUUUCCGUUGCAGUCGCGGACAGACGGAGCCGACGAGCGAUAAUUUUUUUUUUUUUUUUUACUUCAUCGCGAGUGCUAAUAAAUACGUUAUAUUAUUAUACGACGACCCGUGUCGGACAAGACUGCACACGCCGCCCGACGACGGAUUUCGCGGGCUUACGAUUUUUAAUAUUAUACGUCCCAAUAAUAUUAUAAUAUUAUACAUUAUAUACCAUAUUAUUAUUGUUAUUAUUAUUAUAUCUUACUAAAAGUCGAUAACAAUUAUUAUUAUUGUUGUAUAUAUAUAUAUUAUUUAUAUAGCCACCGACUCUAUAGGCCUGUCAUCGUCGUCCGUUUGCGGUCGCCGGAAUAAUUAUGUUAGCGACCGCCGAACGCGCAAUGAUUGUUGCGCUGUGGUUGGUGUGCUGUUACUAUGACCAAGCGGCCACCCUACAUCACGACCAUGUGCGGACGAGGAGUGGAUCGACGAAAGUGCAGAGGACCAAAAACCUGACGUCCGGCAUGCCCGCGGUAACCGUGGUUGCUGGUGCCGCGACUGCAGUCGGCGAAGAUGGAUCGUCGGACACCGACGCCGACGCUGAAAUAGACGUGCUCGACGACGUUGACACGGUCACCGACGGCGUCAAAGCGACACCGGACGCGAACACCGGCCGGCUUCGCGACUUCUUGUUCGGCAAACCGAACAAAAUCUUUAAGAGUCUCAUGCGGACCGGCGUCAGGGUUGUGCAGCGCGGCAUGGACGCGUUCCAGGGGGUGUCAACUAAGGUGUUACACGUGGCCCGGAAACGGAUCGGUGGCAAUUCGAGUGCUUCCGGCGGCAGCUCGUCGCAGCAGUCGUCCAGCAAGUCGAACGAGAGCGGUGACGUCGACGACCGGAAACCGGUCAAGCGACAGGCCGAGGUGAAAAAACCGACCGGCUUCAUCAAGUCGGUGUCCAAAAUGCUCAAAACGGGGCUGACGGGCAUCAGCCACGUCACCGACCUGAGCUUGUUGUUGGGCAACAUAGGCACGCACAAGCUCAUGGCCACGCUGGACGGCAAGAACGGCAACCAGGAGAUGUUUAAUCUGAUCAUCAAAUUCAUCGGGGCCAAGGUUGGACAAGGAACCAAAGGCAGUGCACAACAGUUUAUCAAAGACGUGGGUAUAGUAUCGACUUUUGUUUCCAAAAACGACGAAAUCACUAAAUCGAUAUCUAUGCUAAUGGAUAAGUUUAUGAGCAACCCUAAAGUGACCAAAGCCAUGGUGCGUCUGGUUCUCACCUUUUUGGACUCCAGUCCUUCCACGUCAUGCUUGCUGGACCAGUUGCCGUUGUCGCCUAAAGACGUGCGGAUGGUGUUCGAUAUAUUCGUAGGCAGUAACGGACAAAUGAUGUUGCAAACUAUUGCAGGACUUGUGUCAGAUUUGACCACAGGGCCAGACACGAAAGCGUUUUUGGAAUCGGCUUUAGGCAUGAUAUCCAUGUUCAAAAGUGACAAUCCGGAGGCGGCCACUAAGGAUUCAGAUAAACCAACUACUUCUAUUGUAGGUUCACUGACUGAUUUCUUUACGGGCGGUGAAGGAGAGGAAGAAGACAAUAUUGAAAAUAACAAGUCUGUGCCCCCGCCGAUGGUUAAUAAUAAGAAAAAAUACAGCAGUGUAAGCGGAACUAUAUCAAAACCGCUUACGAAAAAGCUGAUGAAUAACGAUGACACUUGGUUUAGUGAUACCAAACCCUCGUUAAAUUCGUCACCGAAAAAAACUACAUCCAAAGCAGACCCGUGGUUUGACAGUAGUGAAACUACGUCGAAUUUGUUACCAAAAACAGUACCCAAUUCCAAGGCCGACGAUUGGUUCGAGAACAGAAGCGCCAAUAGCGACAACAGAAUAAAGGUCCGCAAUAACCGUAAAAUCAGUUAUAGCAAGACGAAAGUGGUUACCCAAGAAAAUGGCAGCGGGAGCUUCAGUGAUGAUGAUAUUAGCAAAAUUUCUAAACCGACGACCGUAAAGACAGACUCAAAAAUCACCGCCGAAAAACCAUUAUUGGAAGAUGACGAUGACAUCGAAAGCUAUGAAGAUUAACCUAAGAGAAUUCAUCGCUUUUCGGUUUGAAAGCACGCCUAUAACUAUAUAUAUUAUAAUGUAUACCUCGACUUGUACUUAUUACUAUUCAAACGGUAUAACGAUAACAAAACAUAAUCCACAUACCUACAACAUCAUCACAAUAAUAUACGUACCUAUUACGAUGUAUAACCUAGCUAUACAUUAAAAUUAAACAUAAAAUAUAAAUAUCUUUGUCGUAAAUUUGAACCUCAAAAAGAUUUGUAAUAGCAAUAUACAAAAGUAUAACUACAA
Molecule: messenger RNA, 2426 nt
Organism: Aphis gossypii (cotton aphid)
Lineage: Eukaryota; Metazoa; Arthropoda; Insecta; Hemiptera; Aphididae
Exons: 4
Coding region: 450-2153 (567 amino acids)
Source: RefSeq, a predicted model, not a curated record